AUGGAGUCUUCACCCAUAGCUGCAAUGCAGCCUUCGUCAUUUAUGCCAGCUUGGGCUAGAAAUGAUAUGUAUGCCUCUCACCCACACGCACAUAUGUCAAACGUCACUGCGAAUUCUUUCGGUCCAGGUGCUUUCGACUUUCGGGAUUUGAGCAUGAAGCACUCUGCCAAAGCAGAUUACUUCUUGGUUAAGCCUGUUCGUGGUUCUUCACCUACAGCAAGCUUGGCGGCAGAUUUAUCUCAAAACUUUCACAUUGAUAUGAGCCCCCAAUUACCAACUCCUCGUCGAUCUCUCUUCACAUCGAACCUUUUUGGGACAUUGGAUGGUAGGGAUUGUGCUACUACUCCUCCUUUACCUUCCUCCUCACCAGGUCCACUGAAUGAAAGAAUGGAUAUAUCCCCUCUUCCUCAUAAGCAACCAUAUUUCUCUGCGCAAAUUGAGAUGGCUUCACCUACACCAGCAGGUACACCAGUGGAAGAUACAGCUAUGGGGUCAUCUCCAAUUCGUUCCAGUCUAUUGGACGCCCCAAAACCUUUUGGUGCUGAAAGACGCAAAAAUGGUUUAUUACGACCAUCCCUCUCACGUACCAAGGGUUUCACGACGAACUCCCUUCCUCGACAAAACGCAGACAGUCAAUUGCCUCCCUUCCGCUUCGGUGCUGGAAACAGCAAGUUGUCUACCUCUACGUCAAUGUCAUUGGGCGAAUGUUUCAUGGAAUCACCACCACGAGAACGUCCUGAACGUCCUGCGGCUGGAAUCAUGGCACCACCACCUCGAUUGAGCAGACCAUUCUCAAGUGUGUCAAGCAGAGUCGUCAAUGGAUCACCAAUUGGCAGCCACUCCCGCAGACCUUCCAAUCCGUUAGUUCGGCCUAGGAAACAAUUUCGACGAUCCCUCAGCAUGUUUGAGAGCCCACAAGAUAUUGUCAAGGAAAAGGGAAAUACGUCGAGCAACUUGGAAACCGUCAUGGAUAUUGAUGAAAUACACCAACCAAUCUUACCACACUUUUUCCAAGAAGGUCAGCCUGAUAGCAUUCCUAGAAUUGCCAAGGAGACCUUAUUGGAGAUUCUUGAUGGAAAAUACGAUGAUGAAUAUGACCAACGAAUGAUUGUUGACUGCAGAUUCGAAUAUGAAUACGAGGGUGGACAUAUCGAUGGUGCUGUCAACUAUAAUGACAAAGAAUUAUUGACCAGUCAAUUGUUUGAAGAAAAUAUCCCUGGCAAAACCCUCCUAAUUUUUCAUUGCGAAUACUCCGCACAUCGAGCACCCAUAAUGGCUCGUCACGUACGACAGCAAGAUCGUACUACUAACGUCGAACAAUACCCAAAGCUUUCUUAUCCUGAAGUGUAUAUCCUGGAUGGUGGUUACAGUGCUUUCUUUACAGAACAUCAAGGCCGUUGCUUCCCCCAGAAUUACGUUGAAAUGGAUGCUAAGGAACAUGCUUACACAUGUGAGCGAGAAAUGGGAAGACUUCGACAAAAUAGAACCAAGCUCAGCAGAGCACACACUUAUGCCAUUGGCCAACACGGACAAAUUGAUGAUAGCCCUACUGCACCCAGUCGAUCAAAAUCGAGUGGCAGUAUGUUAACGACAGAAAUGACGAGUUCCCCUAUGAUGAGCUCUCCUAUAUUUUACGACCGAGGCACCCCACGAAGACAAGUCUCAUACUAA
This is a messenger RNA of Botrytis byssoidea, 1671 nucleotides long. RefSeq lists its product as uncharacterized. Lineage: Eukaryota; Fungi; Ascomycota; Leotiomycetes; Helotiales; Sclerotiniaceae. Gene Ontology annotation, cellular component: nucleus; cytoplasm. Gene Ontology annotation, molecular function: protein tyrosine phosphatase activity. The transcript is spliced from 4 exons. The record is from RefSeq and is a predicted model, not a curated record. The coding region runs from base 1 to 1671 and encodes 556 amino acids. Gene Ontology annotation, biological process: protein dephosphorylation; G2/M transition of mitotic cell cycle; positive regulation of G2/M transition of mitotic cell cycle.